Messenger RNA from Entelurus aequoreus (snake pipefish), 1292 nucleotides. Its product is annotated as m7GpppX diphosphatase-like. Gene Ontology annotation, molecular function: hydrolase activity; RNA 7-methylguanosine cap binding. Gene Ontology annotation, biological process: deadenylation-dependent decapping of nuclear-transcribed mRNA. NCBI's taxonomy places the organism in Eukaryota, Metazoa, Chordata, Actinopteri, Syngnathiformes, Syngnathidae. The record is from RefSeq and is a predicted model, not a curated record. Gene Ontology annotation, cellular component: P-body; nucleus. The coding region runs from base 58 to 1044 and encodes 328 amino acids. The transcript has 6 exons.
UGAGCGUUCACUCUAAAAUAAACAAUCUCUGUGGAUUGUGGCGAAGCGUCGUCAAAAAUGGCGGAUGUUUCAGCCAAAAGACAACAGGACCUCGAGGCAACAAAUGAACUAUCGCAACGAACCAAGAAGGCGAAGUCGGACAGUGAAAAUGAUCGGGGAGAGAAUGGAAACGAAACAAAUGCCCUGUCUGGCUUUCAAAGCACCGCCGUGUUGAGUGAUUCUGCGAGGGAGAAAACCAUCUACGUCCAUGGGAAGCUUGCUGAUCAGAAUGCCGUGAUCAUCCUGGAGAAGACUCCCAUCAGGGAAGACGCCCUGGCUGAAAUCUUCACUGCUUCCACUCUGAAGUUACAGAUGAGGAAUGACAUCUACAGCACCUACUCUCUCCAUGCGCCACCACACCUCAAUGAGAUCAAGGCGACUGUGAUGUGUCCAGCUACUGAGAAGCAUGUGAAGAAAUACCAGCGUAAGGAAAGUUUCCUUGUGGAGGAAACGGCAGAGGACUACAAGUCCAUCACUCUGCCUUACAUACAGAAGCAGAGUUUCAGUGUGCAGUGGGUGUACAACAUAUUGGACAAGAAGGCAGAGUCUGAGCGGAUACUGUUUGAAGAUCCACACCCUAAGCUUGGUUUUGUCCUCCUUCCAGAUUUCAAAUGGGACCAGAAGCAGAUGGAUGAUUUGUACUUGAUGGCCAUCACACAUCAAAGAGACAUCAAGAGUCUGAGAGACCUGACGUCACAGCAUUUACCCCUGCUUGAAAACAUACUCCAGAAAGGACAGGAGGCCAUUCUGAAGCACUACAGCCUUCCAGCCAGUAAGAUGAGAAUCUACCUACACUACCAGCCGUCCUAUUACCACCUCCACGUCCACUUCACCAAGCUGGACUUUGAGGCGCCAGGCUGCCGUGUGGAGCGUGCACAUCUCCUCGCAGAUGUCAUUCAGAACCUCCAGUCUGACCCCAACUACUAUAAAACACGGAAUCUGUUCUUCCCUCUUCGGGCAGAUGACGGGCUGCUCAGUCAGUUUAAGGAAGCUGGGAGAUUGUAACGCUCUACCCGUUGAGGAUAAGACACUUUUUGUAUAUUCAGUAUUCCUUUUAACUAGUGGGACUCAAUUCAGACAUUUUUUUUUCAUCAAUUGUGAUUACAACUGCAAACACUUGUGUUUGAAAUUAAUUUUUCUAGCUGAAUCAGUGAAUAAAAAAAUAGUUGUCUUUUUAAUGUGUGUGUGUGUGUGUGUUUAACAUUCUUAGCUUAAAAGAAAACUGAUGCUGUUUGACACACAAGUUCAAGCUU